This is a messenger RNA of Mytilinidion resinicola, 1161 nucleotides long. RefSeq lists its product as uncharacterized. The record is from RefSeq and is a predicted model, not a curated record. Lineage: Eukaryota; Fungi; Ascomycota; Dothideomycetes; Mytilinidiales; Mytilinidiaceae. The transcript is spliced from 2 exons. The annotation marks the transcript as partial.
GUGGACUGGCCGCCCUACUGCACAUCUAAGUUCCACACCACGAGCGAGGAGUUUGAUUUUGGCACGCCACGUUCUUUUUCCAUUCAAGAACUUCUGUCCGAUCCCAAAUACAAGCUUGGCACCAUUUCAGGGACUUUACAUGUGAUGAAAGCGCCGAAAGGCCAAAAAAGUGGCUUGGCUGGCAACCUUAUCAUGGCAACGCCGGACUUCGUUGAGAUAGAUGAGUUGCGAUACAUCAAAACCGAUACAGAAUUCACAAUCAAGGAACCAGUUUUGAAAGAGACUGACGCGUACCGCAGCUCGGUUUGCUUGCGAAUCGAGUUCUAUCUCUACGUCUCAUCAGGCGUGCGUCUGAAGAAGCUUGGGAUUCAUGCCCAUCACUUGUCAGUAAACAUUUAUGACGGUGUCAACUUUGGAGUAACGGAUAAAACCACUAUUCAGCUCAACGCAGGAUCCCUUGAUGCCCGUCCUUUUGAAUCUAGGGAGAUUACGAUUGACAUUGGGUCUGGAGCUGUGAGCGGUACUUACGCUCUCAAGGACCUCCUAUCCAUAAAGACUAAGAGCGGCGCCAUUACUGUGGAUGUAGAGCCGAAGGAGGCAGACAACGACCAUCUAGCUCCUGCUGUUUUUCGCGCGGAGUCUCUCUCUGGGCUCGUGAAAGUAAAAUUCGACACUUUUGAUAUACCGGCCCGGGACUACAAGACUACUAUCAACUCCAAAACCGGCUUAGUUUCGGCAGUGUUGAUCCAUGGUUCUUCCACCGAUAUUGAAGUUGGUACAGGAUCUAUUACGGCCGAUAUAAUCCCGUUCGAAGCUGACGCUGGCCCGUCAACUCUUUAUACAAACACGAGAUCGGGAAUGACGAGAUUAACCUUGCAAGCUCCCUACAAGAAUUCUGGCACGACUAUAUCAAGACUCACAAGCUCGCACAAAGGAUUAUCUGGGGCCAUGGUGCUGGGGUAUCCCCAGGAGUGGGAGGGCGCUAUCCAUGGGGGAACCCGCAGCGGGAGCCUUAGCCUUCAUGGAGAAGACGUGGAGAUCAUCCAUCUUGGAGGUGGAUACACGGGCAAGACGGUGAAGGCAAAGAAGGGAAGCGGGAACAGUAAAUUGGAGUUCGACACAAUGUCAGGGAGCGUAGACAUUACCGUUGGGAGGACAUGA